Colletotrichum acutatum is the source of this 3121-nucleotide messenger RNA. RefSeq lists its product as uncharacterized. The transcript is spliced from 3 exons. Lineage: Eukaryota; Fungi; Ascomycota; Sordariomycetes; Glomerellales; Glomerellaceae. The coding region runs from base 81 to 2939 and encodes 952 amino acids. The record is from RefSeq and is a predicted model, not a curated record.
CUCGAUAUUGCCGCUCUCAUCUCUACUACGUUCUUUCUUUGCUUCCAAUUAAUUCAAGCCCCGUCACGGUGUAUUAAGGCAUGGCAGAAAUACUUGGCCUCACGGCGAGCAUCAUUGCCACGAUCCAGAUCACGGAGUCAGUUAUAAAGAUCUGUAAGGGUCUCAUCAAGGACAUCCGGGAUGCACCAUCUGACUUCCGCGCGAUCCUCAUCGAGACGACGUCAGUCGCAGCUGUCUUACAGACUCUCGAGUUUGUCAUCGAUGUGGAGGAGCCAGACUCGAAUCUGCGGAAAGCUCUAGAGGGCAGUUCGACGAGUGGAAAAGGCUCAGGGCCUAUCCAAGAAUGUCACUGCAUUAUCGUUCAGUUGGCCAAGUUACUACCCGCCGGUCACAAUCCGGAGGAAUCCCAGGAUUCGAAAGGCAAGAGGUUUCAAGCGGUAAAAAGAAGUUUAGCAUGGCCUUUAGACGCAAGCAAGGCCAAAAAGCUACUUCAAGACCUUGGGCGAUGCAAGGAUACCGUCAGCUUUGCCCUAACCGCGACGUCCAUUAACGACGUCAAACGCAUCCAGCAAGUUCUUACAGGUCGGUUUCGCUUAAGACUGGAAGAUGCGCUAUCACUGAUACAUAUUAAACUGAUCCUUCUCAAACUAGAAAACCAACGAAACGAGGUUCAUAAGUGGCUCAAGCAUACUGAUCCUUCAAAUAUCCACCGCGACGCUUGCAAGAACCAUGAACCUGGGACGUGCGAAUGGAUACUACGUGUCCCUGAAUGGGCCCAAUAUGAACAAGGGGACAUCCGAUGCCUUUGGAUUCAUGGAAUGCCCGGCGCCGGCAAAACCAUCUUGGCUUCUCAACUCGCUAAUAAGAUUGAGAAGAGUUGCGCUCAGUCCAAUCUCAAUGGGACCGUAUCGAUCGGAAUCAACUAUUACUGCCACUUUGGACGGAAUCAGGACGAAUCUGCUCCAUUUCUACAAUGGGUCCUCGAUCGCAUGUGUAAGAAGGUCAAGCAGGUCCCUGAUAUUCUUUGGGACAUGUUCGAGGAUGGUGGGGAACCUGAUCCCAGCGACCUAUUGAACGCUGUUGAAGCUGUUUCCCACUACUUUAGCAGCGUAUUCAUCAUGAUAGAUGCCGUCGACGAAAGUAGUCCCCGAGACGAACUUCUCAGUGUAUUACGAGAUCUGGCUACCGACCACAGGUUCGCGAAGAUUCGACUUCUUGUAGCUAGUCGUGAAUACCUGGAUAUUGAAAGGGUCAUGCGCGAAAUCUCAACGGAAGUGUCCAUGCGAAAUGCCGAGCUCGAUGCUGACAUACGACUUUACACAAAAAAUCGCUUGACUGUCAACAAGAGCUUGAGGACCUGGCCAGAAGACCUACGUGCUGAGGCUUUGGAGGCCUUGACAAUCGGCGCAAAGGGAAUGUUUCGGUGGGUUGAUUGUCAACUCGACGCAUUACGGCGAAUCAAAGAAGACAAAACAGCUGUCAGGAAGGAGUUGAAGAACCUGCCCAAGGAUAUCAACAAAGCCUAUAACAGGAUUUUCGAAAUGAUGCCCGAGGAAGAUAGGCAGGUUGUAGCCUCGUUCCUCGAUUGGAUUUGUUUCAACUACAAGGUCUUCAAACAAGAAGCCAUCGGUUGCGGCGUGCUGCUCGAAGCUACCGAAAAUUACCUUGAUCGACAAGAUUCCUUCACACGAGAUUAUCGCUUUGAUGUCGAACUUCUCCAAGAAAUGUGCGGUUGUCUCAUCACUGUCAGGACAAUGGAAAGCAACGACUGCCCUCCAGGAGGAGAAGUCGAAAUCAAGUUGCCUCAUUACACUGUCAUGGAGUAUUUAGCUGUAUCAAAUCGCUUUGGUCCAGACUAUUGCUUUCGUCUCGAUAAAGACGCAACUCUCGGGCUACGAGCGGGCAUUCUCCUCUUAGAGGGAUUCCGAUCCCCGGUCGAAGAAAUCAGUAUUAUGCGCCCAAAGUACCAUGAACAGGCUCCGGGCCAAUCAUGGAGGCUCGAAUUUCAGACCUACUGCGCUAUUUCAGCCAUCAAGUUGAUAUCUGCUAACGAGGAGGCUAUCCUAAAACACGAGGAACUUGCUACUUUGCUGACAACUCCACAUCAAUCAAGACUUCAUCCUGUGGAUGUGGCUCGCCGACUGGAUAGAAAGUACUACGAUUUGGCUGAAUAUCUCAUCGAAAAAUACGACGUUGACAUGACCUUUUGGCUGGUCCAACCCUCCAUAUCAUCGCCGCAGGAGGUUCGCAUUCUUCUUGAUCUCCUGCACAUGGGUGCAUUCAACUUGGUCGACUUUAUGCUGAGCAGAGUUCACGAUGCAAAGACCUUAUUCCAGACUAUGAUUGAGAUAGACUACGUCUUUCCGGAUCAAGAGCGGGGACCACGCCAUUUUCAUGUUUCUCUCAUCAGCUUCAUCGCCACCAUCAGCGCGAGAGACCCUUCGCCACUGAGACAUCUUCUGAAGACCUGGUCUCAAACUUUCGACUGCCGCAUCGCUCUCUUGAACUACGUCAUGUGGCAUCAUCAUGAAAAAAAGAAUGGAGGCAAGAAUGCUCCUUGUAGUGACUGGUGCACACUACAAGAGCUGUUAAGUCUUGGGGCGGAACCAGAUUCAUUGGAAUUCAUAAUCACGCCGUUGCAAAUUGCUGUUGCUUGUUUGGAUCUGGAAGGUGUGAAAGUUCUAUUAAAGUGUGGGGCCCAGCCGAAUGCUGCAGGAAAUCCAGGUGUGAUGGACCGGCCAGAGCAUUUCGUAUUGCGUCAGUUCGAUUUUCUGAGUGGCAUGACUCCGCUAAAGAUCUGCGAUUCUGGGUUCCAGGAUGCUUGUCUACGAAAGGCAUGGUUUGAAUAUGGAUUUGACGACGGGAUCAUGAACACUCGUCUGGGACAAGGUAGUUCAGGUCAAAUUAGGGCCGUACUCUGCGAAUACGGGGCUACAUAGACCGUUCACACGGUAUACCCCGCGAUGUGUACAGAUUGGAUGAAGCCGUGAAGUCGAAGAUCAUUCGUACUGGUGACUGUAUAUAGCAUCUCAACACUCUGUGGCAGUGCUCUAGAUGGUAUUAGGCUUAAGGAGUUCACGUCAAGGCGGUCGCUUGCGGAUUGCAUCUUAUACAGAUACUA